This is a messenger RNA of Acipenser ruthenus (sterlet), 3369 nucleotides long. RefSeq names its product ADP-dependent glucokinase-like. The transcript is spliced from 6 exons. Gene Ontology annotation, biological process: glucose metabolic process. Bases 560 to 2014 code for a protein of 484 amino acids. NCBI's taxonomy places the organism in Eukaryota, Metazoa, Chordata, Actinopteri, Acipenseriformes, Acipenseridae. Gene Ontology annotation, molecular function: ADP-specific glucokinase activity. The record is from RefSeq and is a predicted model, not a curated record. Gene Ontology annotation, cellular component: endoplasmic reticulum.
AUGCUGGUUAUUCCAUUGGAGCUGUAAUGCCCGAGGUCUUCCUGUUUCCAUGGAACUGAAUACCGACAUUGAAAGAGGAGGAAUUCUUUAAUGAGCAUUCUACAUUAAGUACAUGGUUAAUUUUCUAUCCAAAUGAAUUAGACAAGUUUCUGAGCUGGUAAUUCCAAGUGUAAAUAUUUCUUACAAGAAUUCACAACGUCCCUAAAUAACAUAGCCACUGUCAGAGUGGGGGAGGGUGCGGUGACAACUAUACAGAGGCACAAAAGUAAAUAUGCGUUGUUCUUUUUUUAACCAUACCUCAUACUUUACCUCAAGUUUAUCCAUGUAUUUACAUUGUUAAAACGCAGCAUGUGCAUUGACAAUAGCCAGGAAACGAAGUUCCCGUGUUUUACUCGUGCAUUGUUUGUUGAGCAGCUCUACUUCCGCUUUGCUGUCACUCCCCCUGGCUGCAGACUGUGUGUUCGUGUUCUGCUUCUAGGUCGGUGGUUUAUCUGUGUGUGUGUAAGUGCUACUUGAUCGUCUCCGUGUGUAUUGUUGUUCGUUUACCUUGGCGUUUGACAUGGCGAAUGGACGGAACACCAGCAGUCUUGUGAGAUACGGAACCGUCGUGUCUGUUCUGGUGGUUCUGUUGGCUUUGUGGUACCGAUCACCCGUACAGAAUUCACUCGACCAAAGGCUUGACACCGUUUUAACAUCGCUGCUGAGAGCCGAGAGUAAAGUGGACACAGACUGCUUUCGCAGACCCAAAGUGGCAAUAGGUUUUGGUGGCUGUGUGGACAUUAUUGUCGAUGGCGUCAAGCUCUUAAACGAGAUUGGUCUUAAACCCAGUAAAACUCCCUUCCAUCACGACUGCAUUGAAAGCAGGGAGCAGCUCUCCCAGAGCUUUGCAUACUUCUUUCCACCCGGAGCAGCCUCUGAGAGAUUCCUGUCCAAUGACACUUUGUUUGACGAGCUGGUGGAAGCAUCCCGAGGACUCCAUGGGAAUCGAUGGGCUCUCGGAGGGAACGCUGCAGUCAUGGCUAACCGACUGGCCUCGGAGGGGUGUGACGUGCUCCUGGGAGGCCGCUUCAGCCCAGAAGUCACUGAAGUCCUUUCUGAUCACGUGACAGUGGCUGGGAAGCCAGUGGAGGACCCCGAUAUUCACUUGAUUCUAGAAUACCCCACUGGGGCGAAAUGGGGAGAAUACGUCUCCAGGAGAGCGAACAGGUACAUCGUUCACAGCGAUGACCACAACCCUCUGCUGGAUUCCCUGGAGGACUUUGAGGAGCAGCUCCAGUCUUUCAGGCCCGACCUCCUUGUGAUUGGUGGGCUCCAGAUGAUGGAUAACUUUCCAUUUGAAAAAGGUGUGCGUGAGGCCCGGCUGGAGCAUCUGAACGCCCUGAUGCUGUCGGUAGAUGAGGUGACAGGCGUCCAUUUUGAGAUGGCCUCCUUCGUGGACAAGGAACUGAUGCAGGCGCUGCUGAGCCGGGUGGUGCCCUAUGCCAGCUCUCUGGGCAUGAACGAGCAGGAGCUGCCCAACCUGCUCAGCCUGCUGAAGGGGGGCAACGUCACUGUGCUCUCCGAUCCCAACCCCCGCGUGGCCACCGUCCUGGACCAGAUGAGGGAGCUGUACCGGCUGCUGAGCACUGAGAGGCGGGGCCAGGCUGGGGGGCGCAGGCUCACCAGGCUGCACGUCCACACCCUGGCCUUCCAAGCCAUCAUCGUGACUACAGGCUCCCCCUGGAAGAACACCAUGUCGGCCACGGCCAAGGCUUCCCUCACCGCCAACCGGCACGUGUGCGGCUCGCCCGACAUCAACCCCAGCAAGGCCAAGCUCAUCAUGGACGACUCGUUCUCCAUCAGCCGCCAGGAAGGCAGCCAGAGAAUGCCCUUGCUGGAGACCAAGCCCGUCACCUGCUGGGAGGAGGCUGACUACGAGGUGUGCGUCGCCCCUGUGCUGGUGUGCACAGACGUGUACCAGACUGCCGGAGGAGGGGACAAUGUCUCAGCGGCUGGGUUAGUGCUGCAGAUUUAACAGGGAGGAGACACUCUGGCAAAUUACAAACUUUUUCAACUCAUGAAAGACAAUGCCCACUUAUGUGAAGUGCUCUUUAAAAUGUAUUCUCUUUUUACUUUUUGGGGUUUUAUUUCUUUUUAAAUCUUUAAACACAUCUGGCUACGGUAGCUGUCAAAUGCAUAUAGAAGCCAUGCGCUGUCGUUUGGGACUGAGCAGCUUCAUUUUCUGUUUUACUGCUUCUUAUGUAGAACACAUGCUGAGUACAGGACGCCUUGGUGUGGUGUUCCUGCUUCUGGAUGUCUGGGGUUGCUGGUAAGUUUUAUUACAGGUGCUUCGUAAACAAGUAUAUGUAACACUUAACUCAUACCCUAUGGGGCAUAUUUGGUACAAAAAACAAUACAAGUUUAUGUACAUGAAAAAAGCCUAGCUAAAUCUUUAUGGUAAACUAGAAGUCUUAUUUAAAAUGUCAGCCAAUGAAAGUGCAGCUCAUGAAGUAUACUCACGCUGCUCCAGUGUGUAGAUUGCAGUGGUAUGGCAUUGUUAAUGGGAAUAUGUGCUCUUAUUUCUGUUUAAUUGAGGCCUUCAUGCGUUGUCUUGCACAGGCUUACACUGGGUUUCAUGUGGACGGCUUCAUGUGGUACUUGCUGUGUAUACUGCAAACUUCUAUUUGUAUUUUAAUGAUGAGUGAGUAUUUUAUUUUUUCGGUUGUCGUCAGUGACUGCUGAAAUAUACACAAGCCAAUGCUGAGAUUAGGAGCACAGAGGGGUAAUAUAUAAUACUCACAAAGCAAUUUACAAACAUUCCCUACUUUCUCUUGCAAGGAUUUCUGCUCUUCUCUGUUGUUUUUGUUUUAUUCUCACACUCAGAUUAAAGUUGGAUUGUUUUUUGUUUAUUAUUUGAAACGCCCCGUGAGGUUUCUCUCAUCUCUCCUGCAAGCAGGGCAUUUGCACUUUACUCAGUUAACACCGAAUAGCACCUCAUGAGAAUAAGCAGUAUAGCUUUAACAACUCGAACAACUCUCCAGGAGGAGAGAGGCACCUCAUACAACACAAACCAAUAACAGACCAUGCUGUGAAACAGAACUAAUGAAAUGUGCAGCUUCUGCAGUCCGCUGUUUCUUGCUGAUUGGAUGUGUUCAGAUAAGUUUAUUUUACUGGGUCUGUUGCCAUGUAGAUGGUCUCUGGGAGUGGAUGUAACCCUGAAUAUAUAGCAUAGCUGAGCAAUAUAGUGUCCCAAAUGCAAAGAAUGAACAGGCAGACUUGAUUUUUACAGAAUGUACAAGUUUUAACAAAAAUGUUUUACAAGGGGAAUGAAUGAAUUAAGUUUUGUUGGGGUUGCUUGACCAGGAGUAAAAUAAAAUCUUUUACAUUCCA